Molecule: messenger RNA, 681 nt
Organism: Trypanosoma conorhini
Lineage: Eukaryota; Euglenozoa; Kinetoplastea; Trypanosomatida; Trypanosomatidae
Exons: 1
Coding region: 1-681 (226 amino acids)
Source: RefSeq, a predicted model, not a curated record
AUGGAGCUGCCGGCGGAAUUGGUUGUUGGGGGGACGGUCCUAACCUUGUCGCCGGUGAGCCGCUCAACAGACGUCGAGGACAACGGGAAACAUCACUUCAGUAGCUUCUGCUUCGUGGGCGAGCGCCUGCCCACGGGAGACACGCAGUGGUUUUUUUCACCGUUAGCCGGCUACGAGCAAAAGAAGCUGCGCGUGGAGGCGGCGGUGGUGGAGAAGGAGGCGCUUCGCCGCGGCGUGUUCUUGCGCCUGGGAGACUGCACCUUCCGGCAGUACACCGUGAGGUCCGCCUCGCCGCCGAUGCGGGUGAGCGUGGUGGCCAGGCUGCGCGGUGAGGAUGCGCGAGAGUCGUCCAUCAAUUCGCGGAAUUCGUCCUACCUUCUCUCGCCCACCCCCUCGCCGGAGGAGGCGUCGCCGCCCCUCCCCCGCGAGGGGCGCAUCCUUCCGCCCGCGAGGGACCUCAACGUGUGCGGGGAGCUGGGCAACCCGUCGCCGCCCGUCGCUCGGGGCGUGGCAGGCAGCGGGGGCGAGGGAGGCGAGGGGCCGUGGGCGAGCCAAGAAAGCGGCGCGGAGGGGGGCGGUGCCCGUUGCAUGCCAAAUUUACAGUUGCCUAAAAAGCCACCCGUACGACUCAGCACCCACGCCAGCGCCUCCGGCCCCUUUCGUCUGCGUCGGCUGCCGUGA